Acanthochromis polyacanthus (spiny chromis) is the source of this 1068-nucleotide messenger RNA. RefSeq names its product G-protein coupled receptor 183-like. Gene Ontology annotation, cellular component: membrane. Bases 103 to 1068 code for a protein of 321 amino acids. The transcript has a single exon. Gene Ontology annotation, molecular function: G protein-coupled receptor activity. NCBI's taxonomy places the organism in Eukaryota, Metazoa, Chordata, Actinopteri, Pomacentridae. The record is from RefSeq and is a predicted model, not a curated record. Gene Ontology annotation, biological process: phospholipase C-activating G protein-coupled receptor signaling pathway; positive regulation of Rho protein signal transduction.
CUAUUAGAGAGACAAUGACCGUUUGGAAAAUGCUAACUAUGUUAGACAUUCAUCAUCACUAUUCUUCCUCUUCUCCCAUCAGGUUUUGGUGCUUGUAUAAACAUGGACAGAAAUAUCUCAUCAUUCAAUUCAACCUCUAUCCCGCCUCAACUCCCUCUCAACACCACAGCUCCCAUCAACGCUACAGUGAAACCUUUCAGUGUGUUUGACGGGUGCGACCAUCAGGUAGAGGCCAUUCUCUUUGACUUGAUUCUGCAGUGCGUCAAUGUAUUCUUGGGAAUCCCUGCCAACUUGCUCGUCAUCGCAAUUCUCAUUCACAACCGCAAAGAACCUUCCACUUCAGACAUAUUCUUGGGCUGCUUGGCGUUCAUGGAUAUCUACUUUGGUAUCAUGACCCCCAUCAGCUUCCUUAACCUUUAUGUCUGGCAAAGCAAAAGUGUGUGGUCUUCCAUCAAGUUCUCCUAUGGCGUGAAAGACACCAGCGGCCCAUUGUUUCUCUCCUGCAUCUGCCUGGAUCGCUUCGUGGCUGUGCUCUUUCCCAUUGCAUUCGGGCAGCUCAGACACUACAAGUACAGGGUAAGCCUCACUGUCCUGGUGUUCUGCCUCACCUUUGCCUACUCAGCAGCCAAGACGGUGGGAGGCCUCCCAAACUUUGAGAAGGUGUUCACUGGUGAGGUUCUGUCCACGUUUACUUGGAUGGUUUUCUGUAAUCUAAGCAUCAUGUGGGCCCUGAAGAAGUCCCGUGGUGCAGGGAAGGAUGAGAUGCAUCCCAUGAAGAAGAGAGCCUUCAAGAUGGUGCUGUCCAUCCUUUGUAUCAUCAUCUUCAACUACCUGCCGCCAGUCGCGCUGUUCCCGUUUGAAGAUCACUACGCCCCUGAUGUGUUCCGCUGCUACGUGCAGCCGGUGGGUUUCGCCUUCUUAAAUAUUAGCAGCACCAUCCAGCCCCUUGUCUAUUUGUCUCGUCUGGAGAAGGUGCCUUUCCUCCCAGAUGCCUGCAUUAAGAAGUUUUCUCUCUGUGACAGUGGAGAGAACAAAAACCUCCACAUCCACAAAACCCUUAGACACUAG